Phasianus colchicus (ring-necked pheasant) is the source of this 1060-nucleotide messenger RNA. It is a transcript of the gene COQ9, whose product is annotated as coenzyme Q9. Gene Ontology annotation, biological process: ubiquinone biosynthetic process. The record is from RefSeq and is a predicted model, not a curated record. Gene Ontology annotation, molecular function: lipid binding. Lineage: Eukaryota; Metazoa; Chordata; Aves; Galliformes; Phasianidae. Gene Ontology annotation, cellular component: mitochondrial inner membrane.
GCCGCUGCCCGCUUCCAAGAUGGCGGCGGCGGCGGCAGGCAGCCUGCGGCGUGCGGGCUGGCGGCUGUGGCGGGGCCGCGCGGGACUCAGGUGCCAGCUGUAUGCACCCCAGCAGGGCCUCCAUGCCUCAGCUGCACUGAGAAGAGCCUCAGAGGAGCAGAGGAAGGACCCACCACCAUCACCCUCCACGCAGCAGCAGUAUGACCCACAACAAACAGACCCCCACCCGGAGCAGGAGGCGUGGAACCCACAGUCCAGUUACACUGGCCAGGGCGGCCAGCAGUCAGAGGACUAUGAGAGCGAGGAGCAGCUGCAGCAUCGAAUCCUCACAGCAGCGCUGGAGUUUGUGCCUGAACAUGGCUGGACAGCUGAAGCCAUUGCAGAGGGAGCCAAGACCCUUGGUCUCUCUGCUGCUGCUGCAGGGAUGUUUCACAGCGACGGCAGUGAGCUGAUCCUGCACUUUGUGUCUCAGUGCAACUCAAAGCUGUCUGACCUGCUGGAGGAAGAACAAAAACAAGUGCAGCUGGGCGAGGCAGAGAAGAAGCCUACAGAUCAAUUCCUGAGAGAUGCUGUGGAAGCCAGACUGAGGAUGGUGAUUCCGUAUAUUGAGAAAUGGCCACAGGCUGUCAGCAUCUUAUUGCUCCCACAUAACAUCCCUUCGAGCCUCAACCUCCUCACCAGCAUGAUUGAUGAUAUAUGGCACCAUGCUGGAGACCAGUCCACAGAUAUUAACUGGUACACUCGUCGGGCUGUGCUCACUGGCAUCUACAACACCACAGAACUGGUGAUGAUGCAGGAUACAUCCCCUGACUUUGAAGACACGUGGCGUUUCCUGGAAAACAGAGUAGCUGAUGCCAUGAACAUGAGCAGUGCAGCUCAGCAGGUACAAUCAACUGGCAAAGCACUUGCCCAGGGCCUGAUGGGAGCUGCAGUUACUAUCACCAACCUGACGGGGCUGAACCAGCGCCGUUGAGGACGGAUCCCUGCUCUCCGGAGCCGCACAGGAGCGAGAACGGAGCGUCGUUUCCCCGCAGCACCAAUAAAACCCCGCACUCACCUC